UCAGAAAAAUGGCGUCCUCGAGCAUUCAAGAAGAAGCAGCAACAGCAGUAUUAACAGAUGGAAAUGCAGCAAACUCUAAUAUACAAUCUCAAGAUCAAUCUUUUCUGUCUGCUGCUAAAACUACUUCUGCAGUUGACCAGCAGCAAGAACCACAAGAACAACACUGUACUGACACAGGUGGCCCAGUGAAUACAGGAGACCAUCAGGGUGAAAGUGAAGUCAUUUCAGAGGCAGAUGUGGCUUCCCAAGACAUUACAACGUCUGCUAAUGACACUGAAACACAGCAGCCCCAAACAUUGUAUGUGGCAAUUCAGCCUGGAGCAAACAUGGAGUCAGGACAGGGAGACCAACCUGCAGUAUACCUGGAAGUAGUGGAGGCAGGGAGUGGUACAGAGGUUACCUCCAGUGAAGGACAGGUUAAUCUAGUUCAAGAAGAGAUGGUUAUUGAUAAUGCAUCAUCUACUGAUGUUACCACUAUACCUACAUCAGUCCUGUCCCAGGUGAUGGACCAAGCUACGUUAUCCACCAUGCAGGCUGAAAUGAUUGCAGUUCAGGUCCUUUCCCAAUCUGCAACAGGCGACAUUCAGUACCUGCAACAUCAGUCUCCAGCACGGUUUAUUCCAAUUGUCACAUCAACAGAUUCAAGUACUUUGAACUCAUUACAAGCCACACUCAGUCAAAUGCCACUUGCAACCCUACAGAUAAGCCCCUCUCAACCAGGAGCAACAACCCAGACAAUUCAAUUACCAGGUGGCCAAACCAUUCAAGUGCCCCUGAAUGUUACCCAAAUGUCAGCUCUGGCCUCAUCACAGACAGAUGCUGGAGGGGUAUCCACAACUGGGGGCACCCUCACCACCAGCACAGAAGCUAUCAUCGCAGCUACCACAAGUGCAGAAGCAGCUGCUGCAGCUGUAGCUCAAGAGCAAGGGGCCACCCUUGUCACAGUUCAUCCAGCUGUGAUAGAGGCUCCUGCAGAUGGCACUGAAGGUGGACAUGAUGGGGAAGAACAUGACGGCGAUGAUGAUGGUAAACCCAAGUACACCUGUGAAAUUUGCGGAAAAUCUUAUAUUCGCUCCUGGUCAUAUUAUGGACAUAUGAGAGAACAUGCCUCUGGGGAGAAGCAGCACAAAUGUGAAGUGUGUGGCAAGAUAUUUAAUUAUGCCAGCAAUCUGCGACAGCACAUGCUCAUUCAUACAGGAGAGAAGCCAUAUGAAUGUGAGUAUUGUGACAAGGCAUUCAACAACCCCAGCUCUCUGCGAUCCCAUGUUCUGUCCCAUUCUGAGGACAGACCUUACAUCUGCGAUCAUGAGGCAUGUGGUAAGGCCUUUAACAACCCAGGAUCUUUGAGGGUUCAUCGCAGAGUGCAUCAGGAAGAGAAGCCCCACAAGUGUGAAGUGGAAGGCUGUGAUAAGGCGUUCAAGACACCAGCCGAGCUGUCCCGCCAUGCAUUCAGGCACACUGGCGAAAAGCCACACAAAUGUGAUCAGUGCGAAAAGGCUUUUAUUCGUUAUGAUGAUCUUAAACGACAUUACCGCAUUCACACAGGUGAAAAACCUUUCAAGUGUGAUCAGUGCGAUUUUGCCUGCAUCCAGUCAUUUGACUUGGUGAAGCAUAAGUUCACUCACAGCGGUGACAAACCAUACAAGUGUGAGAUGUGUCCGAAGCAGUUCACACGCCCCGCUCGGCUGCGAGACCACAUGAGAACUCAUACUGGAGAGAAACCUUACAUAUGCGAUGUGUGUGGUAAAGGCUUUGCUAUUCAAACAGGGCUCAAGUCUCAUCAGGCCGUGCACACCGGAGACAAACCGUUUAAAUGCGAUGAGUGCGACAAGACAUUCCGCACCCAACUAGAGCUGCAGUCUCACAUGGGAAGACACACUGGGGUGAAACCUUUCCAGUGUGACAUCUGCCACAAGGAGUUCAUCUCUACAAUCACCUUUAAGCGUCAUGCCAUUGUGCAUUCUGGGGAGAAGCCGUUCGAAUGCACCGAGUGCGGCAGGCGUUUUGCACGCUCUACUGACCUCAAAGUGCACAUGCCCGUGCACAGCGAGGACAAACCGUACAAAUGUGGAGAAUGCGAGAAGAUGUUCACUCGGUUUAGCACGUUGAAGGAGCACAUUCGAACACACACAGGUGAACGGCCUUUUAAAUGCGACGAAUGUGGUCGAGAGUUCAACCACAGGAGCCAUUUUAACAAUCAUCUCCGGAUUCACACGGGCGAGAAGCCUUUCAAGUGUGAAGUUUGCGACAAGGAUUUCUCCCGCAAGGCUUCUCUCCGGUAUCACAUGAAGGUGCAUAACAAGGGCGAUGGACGAGUCAGAGUGCGGGGCAAAAAGGAAGAUCAGUCUGACACAGAGGUCAUCGAUGAACAGUCACAAGGGACCACGACUGUGGAACAGACCAUGUCUACCGUAAACAUCAGUCAUCUGGGUACAGAUGCUGACGUUCAGUUGGCUGAGGCAUUGGUUGCCGUCAGUGAAGCAGUAGUUGCGGCGGCGGCUGAAGGAGACGACACUCCUCGGGUUGUAGCCGUUGAGGAGACGACACAUAGCGAAGAGGAUGCUGUUAUGCAGCAGCACUUGCAAGACGGUCACGCUGUCCAAGCUUCCAUGUUGGUGGAUCCCGUCACACAAGCUGCCGUCAGCGCCGGCAUCUCCGCCAGUGAUGUGGGCCAAUCCGUUGUCGAGACAGUAGUAACCACCAUGCCUCAGGUUGUCGACAUAGCUACCGCUGGGUCGGAGGUGUCGGUUGGUGAAGCUGUUGGCAUUCCUACCGGACAAGUGCAUAUUAUGGAGGUGGCCGACGGCACGGCAGUCACUACUGCUGACGUUCAAGCAGCCAUCGGUGAAGCCAUGCAGACAGCGCACGUGACUGUAGAGGGAUCCGAUACUCUGGGUAUCACCGUGCCAGCAGAGAUCCUAGCUGCCAUGGCGGCUGCGCAGUCGCAUCCUCAUUUACUGAUAGCUACCGCUGAUCAGCAACUAAUGCAGGCUCAAGUUGCUGCUGGAGCUGCUGACCAGCAAGCAUUGCAAACGCAAGGCGGAGACGUGGUGAAUCAAGCCUCUGGAGGUUCUACACAGUUGGGAGGCGACCUGCAGGCCAGCAGUCAUGGUGCGCAUCAGCAGCAGCAAAUGGAAGAACCCAUGCAAACAGAGUAAUAAGGAUUGCGUGAAAAUGAAAUUGGUGUACUUGUGUUGCAAGAUGAAACGGUUCGUUUUCAGUACUUAAGUCUUUUUGUCAUGCUGGGGCUGGCAUGUUUUUCUGUAUUCAUUUUGUACAGACAUUACAGAACUUCUUUGAAAUAUCCGUGUGCCAUUAACUAAUUUGGAUCAUUUUGUAAACAUUAUAAUCAAAACUACGUUUUACGCUUCUUGCGUUGAGAAGUUGAGUAAAUACAUGUAUUGUUACAAUAUAUUUGACCCAUUAAGUCCAAUAAUUGUAUUUAAUUUCUUAAUUGCGAUCUUUAUAUCUGCGUGUAAAUGAGGUUGUAGCUUUUGUCGUUAUUGUUAGUGAUAAACUUUUAUUUGUUUUGAAAUUUGAGUUGAAAUGGCGUUCAAUCGUGUUGAGCAGUGAUUUUACCAUCCAAACAAAUUUUGCCUUGAAAAGUGUUCAAGUCCAUUUCUGAUGCCAUUGCUUUUGUCACCAAGCCAAAUAAAGUACCUUUAUGACGACA
This is a messenger RNA of Pocillopora damicornis (cauliflower coral), 3673 nucleotides long. RefSeq lists its product as uncharacterized. Gene Ontology annotation, molecular function: DNA-binding transcription factor activity, RNA polymerase II-specific; RNA polymerase II cis-regulatory region sequence-specific DNA binding. Gene Ontology annotation, biological process: regulation of transcription by RNA polymerase II. The record is from RefSeq and is a predicted model, not a curated record. Lineage: Eukaryota; Metazoa; Cnidaria; Anthozoa; Scleractinia; Pocilloporidae. Gene Ontology annotation, cellular component: nucleus.